Messenger RNA from Penaeus chinensis, 2969 nucleotides. RefSeq names its product fucose-1-phosphate guanylyltransferase-like. Lineage: Eukaryota; Metazoa; Arthropoda; Malacostraca; Decapoda; Penaeidae. Gene Ontology annotation, molecular function: transferase activity, transferring phosphorus-containing groups. The transcript has 7 exons. The record is from RefSeq and is a predicted model, not a curated record. Bases 284 to 2101 code for a protein of 605 amino acids.
CGUUGCGUGUCGUUUGACGUGUCAUUAGUACCGGCAAUUGAAUAGUUAACUCUUGUCAUUAGUUGUCAUACAGAUUACAAAGUUUUUCUCCUUUAAAUUGCAGUCAGCUUAGUAGCCUUCAGCUAGUUAUAGAAUUACUGCUAAUUACAAGUUUCUGUUAUUAAUUGAUAAAAGAUCAAAAUUGUUAAAGAAUUAUUGCUUGAACAUCACAUUAAGCAAAUACUACUUUUUAACACUUAUUAUGCUUAUUUAGAGUUGGAAGUUGUUGUUUUUUGAAAAUAAGAUGAACAUGUCAGAUGAAAUAGGGAAUUCUAUGAAAGAAAUAUUUAAGGCGUAUAAAAAUUUAAGAAAAAAAUCCAAAUCAGGUGAAAAUCUAGUCAUCAAGGAGCGACCCCAAUAUUGGGAUGUAGUUAUUCUGACAACCUUCGACUCAGCCCAGAGAGACAGCUUUGAGCAGCAGAUUGCACUGAAGAGACAAAAUGGAAAUUUUCCUGAUGUUCCAAUCCACGUCAUAGCUGAUCCAGUGGAUCAGAAGCUAGGGGUUGGGGGGUCUACUCUGCAUGUUUUGUCCGAGAUGACCAAAAUCUACGGCAGUGACCUUCAUCAGAAAAAGUUGCUUAUUAUUCACUCAGGUGGAAGCAGUCAGAGGUUACCAAGCUAUAGUGUCAUUGGCAAGAUUUUUGCUCCAGUUCCUUGCCAAGAGCUGAUUGUUGGCAUGUCCAUUCCACAAAUGUUGGACCUAAAGCUUGCAAUGUACCUGCCUUUCUGUCAGCUGCUACAACCUGGAGUGUUUGUCACCUGUGCUGAUGAUAUAGAAACUUACUGUCUUGAUGCAGAAAAGCUAGAUAUUGAAACACUUCAGGCAGCAGAUGUGGUGGCAUUGGCACACCCCUCUGACAUCCAGACAGGGGAGGGGCAUGGAGUUUAUGUGUUUGAGGACCAGGACUCAGAAUAUAUGGCUGGAGAUGACAGUAACUGUGUGCGGCAGUGUGCAGAGGUGCUGCAGAAACCCUCAGAGAGCAUCAUGAGGGCCAGGGGAGCAGUGUUAACCAAAGAGGAAAGUGGCUGUUCCAGAGAGCAAGUAUGGAGUGACAGUGUAUUCUGGCUGAGUGCAAAGCUGUAUGAUAAGUUAUUGAAAUGGUAUAGUAACAACACUCCAUUAACCUCAGAACUCGAUGCCUAUGCACACUUCCUGCCAUGCCUUGGGUCUAGAAUGAAAAAUGCACAGCCCUCAGACUUCACAGAUUUUCGAGCCGAGAUGCUGCCUUUACUUCAGGACUGCAACUUCCAACUGGUCCUUCUUAGCAAGUCUAAGUUCUAUCAUCUUGGCACAAUGGAGGAAUAUCUAAUGCACUUCAACAUCUUGGAUGAGUUUUGCAGAGAAUUAGGAAUUGUGAAGAACACAAGUAACAUUCCUAAACCCUUCAUUGGAGGAGGUGAAAGCUCCAGUAAAGAUGUUAGUAUUCAUAAAGAAAUGACUAUUGAAACCUAUUUUUCUGAUGCAACUCUCGGGAUAACAAUUCUACAGGACGAAGCUCAGGUUGUCAUUGAAAACUGCCUUAUAGAUGUUCCAUUGCAAAUUGAGGGGCACACAAUCAUUAGUAACUGCACCUUGAAAAAGUGCCCCAGUGUGAGAUUUCUCCAUGACAAGAUCAGUUUAUUCCAAGGUUUCUUGUAUCACACUGUACCUGUUACUUAUGAGAACCAAAUCCUAUAUGUAACCAUCGCUUUUGAUGUAGAUUGCAACAUGAAGAAAACAUCAAAGAAUUUGUCAGAGAUUGAGCUGUAUGGAACUACCCUCAGUAAUGUGGUUUGUUAUCUUGGUUAUAAAUCAGAAGACGUGAUAUCAAAAAAUGCAGCAGUCAUAUCUCUUUGGACAGCAAAAAUAUUUGUGGCGAAACCUACAGCUGCUGAGAGCUUUUGGUGGACCCACUACAAUGUGAAUCUGGUGCUGAACAAGCUGCAAGGUAUGCCAAAGCAAACAGAAUUAGAUAGUGGUAACAGUCUAGUGUUACUUAGUAUGUAUGAUGUUACUUUACAUAAGAAUCUAGAGAGUUUAUUGAAGGACAGAGAACAUCUUAGCAGCCUUUUGAAGGAAUAGAUUUGUAGAUGGCUAGAUUUAGUUUUAAUAGUUAUGAACAGAUAGUUCAUUGUGCAAUACUGAUUUAUUUUGUGAUUUUAUUGCAUUUGUUGCAGCGUGAAUGAUGGGAACAAGGAAAUCUCAAGAGUGUUGUGAAAAUUAUAAAGGAUUCUUAAAUAUUUUAUUUCUUGAUAUAUAAUAUAAAUGUAUUGGUUGUAUAACUUGACAUUAUAUUACUUCAUUAAAAAAACAAGUUAUUGUUUAUUAAACUACAAUAAUGAACCAAAUAGAGUACUUGGUGCCACCACUAUCUUUUCUUAAAAUUAUGUCAGUAUCAAGAAUGAAAGAUAAACCUUUAUAUGUGCAAAUUUUCUAAAAAGGUGACAUAAACAGAUUCAUAUAUAACAAACCUAAUUAUUUUCAGUGCUGUACAAGAUGGUCACUGAUCUUAUAUACAGGGGCAUGGUAAGCCUAAAUGAACAGUAAGACAAUAGGCACAAUAUUUACUCAGGUCCUCAUCCUGCCUAUUCUGUCUUUAAACGAUCUGCCAAAGUUCCCAUGACAAAACAUUUUUUUUUAUUAGAUACUUAGUAUUGAAACACAGCAAGUAUUCCCCUCUUUAAAAAAAAGUGGGUGUACUGUCCACUUACAUUUACAAGGUUCCCUUGCCUAGACCAGUUGGUUGUGUUUCAGGACAGGAUAUUCCACUUGGUGAAUCUGUACAAAGGUCACCAUACCUGGGCUUGAGGUCAAGAGUUUAAAGUCUUCACUUUUCUCACACACUUUGUUUUUACCUAGCUUUUUCAUAUGUAAAAUCCAAAAGGUACAUGCAACACAGAGAGAUAGGGCAGUCCAUGGGAUAGUGAAUAAAAUUACCAUAAUAUCUUAA